UGCUCUAAUUAGAAUCAUCCAAGCUCCCCCAAGCCCUACGUGCUUUAGUAACUUGACUGUAAUCAACACACAAGCAACACACCCUUCAGUCGAGGUAGUCACCAUGCGACAGAGAUGGUUUUUCGCAAUCGCAACCCGGCGAGGUCUCCUGCUGGCGAUUGUGUGCUGUGGACUGCUUCUCCUCAACUUUCUCUCCUGCCGUUUGAGCUUUAAUGCCAGCCACAGACCCACCUCCACCAGAAUAAACAAGCCCCUGAACGAACCUGAAUACCAGGCCUUGUUACAGGAGCUGGAGGAACCUUACCAGCACUACGUGAGCAGUCUGGCCAAGCAGAUUGGCCAACUGAAGGAGGCCCUUGCCCACAGGAGCACACAGCUCCAAAUGUCCUUGGGGAGCUUGGCCACCGAGCUCUUCCCUGACACAGGAGGGAAUGCCCUGCCAGGAGAAAAGACAAAUCUUCAGGAAUUCCUGCAGAGCCAGUUAAAAAGAGCAGAAGUUCACAGCGGAAAUCCAGUGGCUGGUGAAUACAACUUGGUGCCUUUCGAAAGUUUCACCCUCCACAAGGUGUAUCAGCUGGAGUCGGGGCUCAGCAGGUUUCCUGUGGAGAGGCCACUGCGUAAGGACCGACGUGACGAGCUGACAGGGACACUGGAGAUGGCCCUGCAGAUGCUCAACGCCCCACGAGACAGCGACGACCCCCAGCGGCGCAAACUCUACUCCCCUUCGGAUUUCAUUGAGGGAAUGUACCGCACAGAGAGGGAUUAUGGCACACUGUACGAGCUGAUUUUGAAAGGGGACAGCACAGAGGACUUCAGGAAGCUGGAGUUUUUCCGUCCCUUCGCCCCACUGAUGAUGAUCCGGAAUGAACAGGUGGACGUGUCCGGAACGCUCAUCAACAUGAUAGUACCACUGGCCAAGAUGGCCGAUAAGUUUAAACGGUUCAUGAUGAACUUUAGAAAUGUCUGCAUCCAGCAAGAUGGAAAAAUACACCUAACGGUAGUUUACUUUGGGAGUGAGCAGUUUGAAGAAGUGAAGAAAUCCCUUGAGAUGACUGCAAGGGUGACGCACUUCAGGAACUUCACCCUGAUCCAGCUGAAUGAGGAGUUCUCAAGAGGACGGGGCCUUGAUGUGGCAGCCCGGGCGUGGAAGCGCGGGAAUGUUCUCAUGUUCUUCUGCGACGUCGACGUCAUGUUCACCGCAGACUUUCUCAACUCUUGUCGUCUCAACGCUGAACCAGGAAGAAAGGUGUUCUACCCGAUAGUCUUCAGUCAGUACAACCCCAUAUACGUCUAUGGCCAUCAUGCAGUCACUCCAUCAACUGAACCGGUGAUAAAAAAGGACACAGGAUUUUGGAGUGAUCUUGGAUUUGGAAUGACAUGCCAGUAUAGAUCAGAUUUUAUAAACAUAGGGGGGUUUGACGCGAACAUCCGAGGCUGGGCCGUGGAAGACCUGCAUCUUUACAGGAAGUACCUCCACAGCGAGCUACUGGUCGUGCGCGCCACCACGCGUAGCCUGCUGCACCCCUGGCACCCCAACAGCUGUCCAGACGACCUGUCGGAGAAAACGUACCAGAUAUGCCAGCAGCGCAGAGCUACCAGCGAGGCCUCCCACAGCCAGCUGGGAAGGCUCCUCUUCCGCAGGCAGAUCGAGGAGCACCGGCGGCUACACAGCAGCCAUAGAUAGGAACACUAGUAUACUGCCCUACAAAACAAGAACGCAGUAACUCUGAAAACUGCAAACUGAGAAAAAAGGCUUCAAAGUUUCCUAUAUGGCGUGACAACUGUGUUGUCGGUAAAGUGGUGGUGACACCUCCUGGUAAUGCUUUUUUAGGAUAGAAAUUAAAUGCACACAAACCCCCCGGAAAAAAAAAACAUUUAUGUGUCUUUUUGCCACAAAAAACAGAGUUACUGCGUUCUUGGCUGGUAUUACUGCCACAAAAUGGAGUUACUGCAGGAGUUACUGCGUUCUUGGCUAGUAUUACUGUCUACUCCCAAACCAUUUCCCAUUGGAAAGUGCAGCAGUAACUCAACAACACCGCAGUAACUUUUUUUGGUCUUUUUUGCACUUUCAAAAUGAUUUUUCUCCAAAACGGGACGGUGUUGGACCACCAUUUUUUUGACACAAGACAAAUUAGGUAGUUUAAAGCCCAUUUCCGAUAUAAUUUUUUUUCGACCAUUUUGAGUUAGCCCCUACUGCGUUCUUGUUUUGCACAGCAGUAUAGGUGUGCAUUCCAAUAUGCGAACUCCCUUCCUCCACUUGUGCUUGGG
Messenger RNA from Engraulis encrasicolus (European anchovy), 2268 nucleotides. RefSeq names its product chondroitin sulfate N-acetylgalactosaminyltransferase 1b (gene csgalnact1b). Gene Ontology annotation, molecular function: glucuronosyl-N-acetylgalactosaminyl-proteoglycan 4-beta-N-acetylgalactosaminyltransferase activity. The transcript has 8 exons. The coding region runs from base 104 to 1684 and encodes 526 amino acids. Gene Ontology annotation, cellular component: Golgi cisterna membrane. Lineage: Eukaryota; Metazoa; Chordata; Actinopteri; Clupeiformes; Engraulidae. The record is from RefSeq and is a predicted model, not a curated record.